Molecule: messenger RNA, 3527 nt
Organism: Egretta garzetta (little egret)
Lineage: Eukaryota; Metazoa; Chordata; Aves; Pelecaniformes; Ardeidae
Gene: GNA12
Product: G protein subunit alpha 12
Exons: 3
Biological process (GO): Rho protein signal transduction; adenylate cyclase-modulating G protein-coupled receptor signaling pathway
Cellular component (GO): heterotrimeric G-protein complex; brush border membrane
Molecular function (GO): guanyl nucleotide binding; GTPase activity; G-protein beta/gamma-subunit complex binding
Source: RefSeq, a predicted model, not a curated record
UAGGGCUGCAGGGUUCUGGUUGAUGCACGGGACAAACUGGGGAUCCCUUGGCAGUAUACCGAGAAUGAGAAGCAUGGAAUGUUUUUGAUGGCUUUUGAAAACAAAGCUGGAAUGCCCAUAGAGCCUGCCACCUUCCAGCUGUAUGUACCUGCACUGGGCGCGCUGUGGAGGGAUUCGGGAAUCAAGGAAGCCUUCAGCCGUCGGAGCGAGUAUCAGCUGGGUGAAUCGGUGAAAUACUUCCUGGAUAACCUGGAUCGGAUUGGUCAGCUGAAUUAUUUCCCCAGCAAACAAGAUAUUUUGCUGGCUAGAAAAGCCACCAAGGGGAUAGUAGAGCAUGAUUUCAUCAUUAAAAAAAUACCUUUCAAGAUGGUGGAUGUAGGUGGACAGAGAUCUCAGCGUCAAAAGUGGUUCCAGUGCUUUGAUGGAAUAACUUCAAUUUUGUUUAUGGUCUCCUCCAGUGAAUAUGAUCAGGUUCUCAUGGAAGACAGGCGCACAAAUAGACUUGUAGAGUCCAUGAAUAUCUUUGAGACAAUAGUCAAUAACAAGCUUUUCUUUAAUGUUUCUAUUAUCCUAUUCCUCAAUAAGAUGGAUCUUCUUGUAGAGAAAGUAAAGACUGUCAGCAUUAAGAAGUAUUUCUCGGACUUCAAAGGCGACCCUCACAGGCUAGAAGAUGUUCAACGUUAUCUCGUGCAGUGCUUUGACAGAAAGAGGAGAAACCGUAGUAAGCCGCUCUUCACUGGUUUAGACACUGAAAACAUCCGCUUUGUGUUUCAUGCUGUGAAGGACACGAUCCUUCAAGAGAAUCUGAAGGAUAUUAUGUUGCAGUGAAGGAGAGCAGCCCAUGUUCUGUUGAAGUUUGCCAGAGGGUUAGAUCAAAGUUUUUAUCCUUUCUUUAUGGCCCUUGCAUGUGGUGUAGGACCCAUGCUAAUUACUUGGCUCAGGAAUGCUGUAAACUAGCCAGUCCAAACAGAGGAGCUAUAGGCCGAAGGAGUCAAAUGUUGAUGUUAGCUACUGAAUCAUUUUGACUAGAAACACUACUGAAACAUGGCCAUUGUAGGUUCUGUACCUAGUUUGGAAUGCUGAAUAACACAACCACCUUCUGCCUUCUUAGAAAAAAGAAAUCUCUGACAAACCGUGUAUGAAAGACAUGUUUUAAAUGAAUAUGCUCAUUUUUCAGAGACACUAGUUGUACAAACUGCCUUUUUUGUAGUUUGGAGGUGCUGAAUCAAUCAGACUAAUUAAGUGUAAUGAGAUUGGCAGCUGUAUUGGAGAACAUUAAUGGAAGUGCUGUUCUUAACCCUUAGGAAUACACCCAGAUCUUGUGUGCGUGUUCAGCUUUGUCAAGGGUCUGGAAUCCGCUUAUCAAGGUGGAUGCACAGCUCUUGACUGAAGGUUUUGCAUGAGUCUUGUGAGGCAAAAGUCUAAAACUGUAUAAGGAAACCAGUGUUGGAGUAAAAUGGAUGGGAAGUUAAGGCCUCGCUGAUAUGGAGAAGGGUUUAUUUUGCACUAUGUGUGAAGGGUAUUACAUCAUGGGAAAACUGAUGUCCUUGGUGAAGCAGCCUGUGCUAGAGCACCUGACCAUGUAUCUGGACAGUGGGUGCUCAACUGAGUUAUACUUCAUGGGAAUUCAGCACUGUUCUCACACCCACAGUUGGCAGUAUUUGUGAAGGUUCAGUAUCUUGUGAGACAGGGCUUUAUCUAUAUUCAAAAGUUUGAAAGCUGAUUAAACUCUUAAGCAAAGGUUUUGGUAGUACAGCAGCUGCUUGAUUAGUUCCCAACAGCUGACCUUAUAGGAAGACCGAGCACCCUAGAGACCCCAGUUUUACAGCUGCACUGAUGUGUUUGGACAGCAAGACCUUGCUGUGAAAUUAGCCUUUAAUUUGUGUCUUAAUGGGAUCUCUACCCUAUACUAAUGCACAUUGUAAUUCUGAGUACAGUCAAGUUUGGAGUUGCCCAUUUUAGGCAAUGGUUUGUGUGUAAAAUUGCAAGAGGCUAUGAAUAAUGUUGACAUGAACUGUUAAUUUCCUAGCUGUCUCAAUCUGUGUAACUAUAACUGUCAGGUGCCUUUUUUGUGUGCAGACAUAUCUGAUCUUUUCUACUACAGUGGGGUACAUGGACAAACUGAAGAUCUGCCUUUUAAAUCAGCGUUGUAGUGCUAUCCUUUAGGUAACUUUCAAACAUAGUUUACUGUGCAAUUUUUGUCAUAGUUUUUAUCCAAGAAUAAAACCUGAAGGGCUGUUUGUACCCGUAAAAAAAGUCAGCAGAUUCCCUGGAGUUCUUAUCCCCUUUGAGACUGUAAUGGCAUCUCAAAACAAGCAACGUUUUACUUCAGCUGGUAAUCCCAUGGGAAAUGUGGUUGUUGUCCUUUCAUGUUAAUUUGGAUAAAAUGUGGAAUCUUUCUUCCCCUCUGAAGCUUGCAGAUGUUCAAAUCAGUAUUUUUGUGUAGUUUCCUAAUGUAGCAGUCUUUUGGCUUUCUUUGUGCAGGCUUUAGAGUGGAAACGAUGUGGCUGUGUCAGUGCUAUGUAAUGCGCACAGUAUCGAGGUAAGAAGCAAGUGAAAAGUUGCAGAUGGGAAAAUAUAUCUUAAAUUUGAGCAAGCUUAAACAGGAAUUAGCUUCCUUGUAACAAGUCUUAUUUUUGCCAGGACCAACUCUGCCUUUUAAAUAUUUAUUCAUUUUUAACCUUGAAGGGGAGAAGUGUUAUGUGAUUAAUAUUCAGAUGGGGGGAAACUCUUAAGAUUAUUACAUUUGAAAAGGUAAAUGUUUCAACAUGAAGUGAUGCAAACAAGUUUACUUGUCAUAUAAGGUUUGUUUCUCUAAGCUUGUUUGGGUGAAGACUAAGACUUCUCAAAGCUUUCAAAGAUUUUUGGAGUUCUUGGAGUGGAGUAGUGGUUUCCACUUCACACAAGACACUGGGAAAGAGGAGGCAGUUGUGGGCUGACCUAACUUCAAAGCUGACUUGACUUUAUUUCCUAGUUUGCUUUGAGCUUUAUUCUUUCACUGAGUUUUCUGGAUGGGUUAAUAUUAUGCUUGUUUUCUCAAGUGAGUUAAACAUUCCCUUUCAACUGUAUUUUUUCUCAAGAAUUACCUCAGUUUUAUGUCUGAAUCUACUGUAGUUUUACCUGGGAAGCAUAGCAUGGAAUUUCCUGUUCUGUUUUUCUCUUCAUGCUCAUCCAUGAUUUUGUAUCCUUAGUCACGUUAUGGAUUUAAAACUCUGAACAGAGCUAAUAAUGCAACUUACAUUUUAAGUAACUUAAUCUGCACCUGAAAAAGAAAUGGCAUGAGAUAUCUCAUAUUGAUCUCUCAAGCAAUUUUUUUUUGUAUGAUAAAGCAGUUUUGCACGCUAAAUCAGAGUUUUAGGGAACCAGUUUGAUCACCUCAGGCCCAUUAUGGAUAAAAUGGGUCUAAGUGUGAUACUGCAGACUGGAUGAAAAUCAGUAGUUUGGCUCUGUGUUCUGUUGAACUUUGAUAGUGGUGGUUCACACCAGGAACCCAAGAUGGGGAAACUCUUCUUGCAAAAGUCAAGCAU